UUAAUUGAAACACAAACAAGGCCGCUGAAUGAUGUGUUAGCGAUCCAGAUAAGGCUCGUGUCUGACUCGGGAUUUGGGCCAAGGUGCUCGCCCAACUGCCGAAUGUUUUGUUUAAUUCAGUUUUUUAGCAAAAUGAAGAAGUGGAUGGACAUGUCAAAUCUACCACAGGAAUUCCGAGAGCGCGUGGAGAGGCUGGAGAGAAAUUUUGAAGUGUCAACUGUGAUUUUCAAAAAGUUUGAACCAAUAUUUUUGGAUAUAUUUCAAAACCCUUACGAAGAAACUUCUAAACCACAGCGAAGCAGAAAACAGAGGCGAGUGCCCUGCGGCGUUAAAGAUCUCUUCAACUUCUGCUGGACUCUCUUUGUGUACACCAAGGGUAACUUCCGUAUGAUUGGAGAUGAUUUAGUAAAUUCCUAUCAUUUGCUUCUGUGCUGCUUGGACCUGAUUUUUGCAAAUGCCCUUUUGUGUCCAAAUAGAAGAGAUUUGCUGAACCCGUCGUUUAAAGGCUUACCAGCGGACUUCCACGCGACAGAGAUCAAAGCCUCUGAAGAUCCUCCCUGCAUCAUUGCCACGCUAUGUGAGCUGCAUGACGGGCUUUUAGUAGAAGCAAAAGGAGUAAAGGAACACUACUUUAAACCAUACAUUUCAAAACUAUUUGAUAGGAAGAUCUUAAAAGGAGAAUGUCUGUUGGAUCUUUGCAAUUUUACAGAAAAUAACAAAGCACUGAAUAAAGAGUACGAAGAGUACGUUCUGACAGUGGGUGACUUCGACGAGAGAGUUUUCCUAGGAGCUGAUGCUGAAGAAGAAAUUGGCACUCCUCGAAAAUUUCCUGCAGACAUGCCAGUAGGGAAAACUACAGCAAGAGCUCACGUGGAGUGUCAUCUUCAGCAGCAUUUUGAAAAGAAAAGGUCAUUUGCACCUUCAACUCCACUGACUGGAAGAAGGUACCUACGAGAAAAGGAAGCUGUCAUCACUCCAGUUGCUUCCGCAACACAGAGCGUGAGUCGGUUGCAGAACAUUGUGGCUGGAUUGAAAAAUGCACCAAGUGAACAACUUGUAAGCAUUUUUGA
This is a messenger RNA of Eurypyga helias (sunbittern), 1070 nucleotides long. Its product is annotated as retinoblastoma-like protein 1. The transcript has 8 exons. Gene Ontology annotation, biological process: regulation of transcription by RNA polymerase II; negative regulation of G1/S transition of mitotic cell cycle; cell differentiation. The record is from RefSeq and is a predicted model, not a curated record. Gene Ontology annotation, molecular function: RNA polymerase II transcription regulatory region sequence-specific DNA binding. The annotation marks the transcript as partial. Gene Ontology annotation, cellular component: transcription regulator complex; chromatin. NCBI's taxonomy places the organism in Eukaryota, Metazoa, Chordata, Aves, Eurypygiformes, Eurypygidae.